AUGCAAACUAAAUUUCCCAGGCCAUUUAUCGGCCUGAUCCUGUUGCUAUUGGGAACAUGCACACAAGGAAUAUUAUUUGAUCAACCCAGUCGAAUUCUGCCCUCCGACUCGUAUCAAAUUCUCGGUCAACCCGGAUUCCGACGAUUGGGGCAAUGCAAUUUCACUUACGCCUGGCUUAUUCCACCUCCGGCAUCGAAUCUAGAUGCGUACGGGCACACUCUAGCCUGUACCCGACUUCAGCUACAAGAUGGUCGAAUAGUCCGGAGCCAUGAGGCGUCGGAUCAUCNCAGCCGAGCCGAUGAGGAACUGAAACAGGUGAAUAAAGAAUUGUCCGCAUCUUUGGUAGAUUUGAAUCGUCUGGAUGCACUGAUGCGUGCCGAACGUUUGGUUGACGGAGGCUAUCGAGUACUACCUGGCGGACCAUUAGCCGAUGGGGAUCGUUACUUUUAUCUGGCUGAUCGAGUCGGUAAUUUGAACAUUCUAGUCAUGUUCCGUCCGGGUCAACAAAUCAAACUGGAAUUAAUCGAUCCAAUCUCUCCGGAUCACUUAUUCACACCACAACAUGUGUUAUGCUCCCGCAAACAAUGCCCUCCGACACCAGCCACAACAGAGGAUGCUACACUAGACGGAAGUGGGGGGAAUCGGUUUGCAAACCAAUCCCGAACACUUUCGGUCGCAUUGUCCAAAGCAGAUAGACAAAAUCGUGAAUUAUAUAUGCAAUUGAUAAUUUCACGUGUAGCGUGUGCCUUACUUAGUUUUCUCUGUAUUGUGUUUGCCAUAACCGCGUUGGCCUUGUGUAUUAGACUGCGACGCUAUCCAGGCUAUUGUCGUAAACCGGCUCCACCGUCAGAAAUCAGUGUCUAUCGGGAGCAGAAUCAUUCACCGUCCUACUAUCAGGCGAAUGGAAAACUGAACAUGGGUCAACCAUCUCCAGUCUAUCUGACCGAUGCCUCACCUCGGCACGGGGCAAUGAGUCAAAUGAUCAGUGACACGGCCAGUGUGAAUAAUGUGGUCAUGACCACGAGCAAUCUAAGUGAAUGUGGAGGAAUUGGUGGUAUGGCUGGUGCCCCGAUAUCCUAUACGGCUCUAGCACCACAGUACGGACACCUGCCAGCGUAUGCAAUGCCCGGGUCCAGAGCAUCUAUCUAUAACGAUGCCUCAGGCAUGGUCACUUUGGUCCCGGUCAAUUCGCGGGGUAUUUUCUUACCUCACCAAAAUGGAUCGAGCAGUCCGGUCCCGUCGAAUCAUUCGUACACGGAUGGGAAACCGGGGAUUGUGCGAAGUGGUUCGUUGGGAAGAUAUUCUGGGAGUAAUCUGAGCUAUAGCGAAGCUGCACGUAGAAAGCUACUAAGAAGUACACGUAACUCGUACAGAACGGAGUCACAAACACAACAUGGGGUAAAUAAUUUGGAACCGGGACAAUCACCGACACCGCAAUCACAACCAAUGUUAGCCUUGUCACCACCACCACAACAACAACAGCAGCAUCAGCAUCAGCAACAACAACAACAACAACAACAGCAACAUCAAUCCACUGUACCACCACCCCCGCCUUUGGCCACCCCGAUUCCUUCAGUCGGACACCAACAUGUGACACAAACAACAGCCGGUCAGACACCAAAUGCCGGUACGGUUCAGUGUGAGCAACAUCCAAACGAUCUGUUGAUGAAAGCGACCAGCUUACAAAUGCCAAACGAUCUGAUCACGUUUCAGGCUAACAGUCAGCUGGCAUCCGUGAUACAUCGCUAUCCGGGUGAUGUCCACUCAUAUAAAAUGCCUACACCUCGUGGAUCGGUGAAAGAAGAUCGUGACAGUCCCAAAUCCGGUCAAAUAAAUCACAUUAAUGAAUCCUGUGUGGCCCUGCUUCGAAAACCAGCUUUGGCCAACUAG
Molecule: messenger RNA, 1890 nt
Organism: Echinostoma caproni
Lineage: Eukaryota; Metazoa; Platyhelminthes; Trematoda; Plagiorchiida; Echinostomatidae
Source: the annotation of a GenBank genome assembly